Chrysochloris asiatica (Cape golden mole) is the source of this 2721-nucleotide messenger RNA. It is a transcript of the gene H6PD, whose product is annotated as hexose-6-phosphate dehydrogenase (glucose 1-dehydrogenase). The record is from RefSeq and is a predicted model, not a curated record. Gene Ontology annotation, molecular function: 6-phosphogluconolactonase activity; glucose-6-phosphate dehydrogenase activity; NADP binding. Bases 1 to 2721 code for a protein of 906 amino acids. Lineage: Eukaryota; Metazoa; Chordata; Mammalia; Afrosoricida; Chrysochloridae. Gene Ontology annotation, cellular component: endoplasmic reticulum. Gene Ontology annotation, biological process: pentose-phosphate shunt, oxidative branch; glucose metabolic process; pentose-phosphate shunt. The transcript has 7 exons.
AUGGGAGCAAAUGUCUCUCCAGUGUCUGGGAGCCGUGGGGGCAGCCUCACAAAGUUGCUGCAGGGGGGCGUGGCCUCGCCUGCGCCUCCGCGUCGGCUGCGCACUAGCUGCGCGUCCCUCAGUGCCGGGUCCCAGAGCGCGCACUUGCGCACCCCUCCCGCGAGGUUCCUCUGCGUGCGGGCGCCGGGCCCCCAGGACCUGAGGCCUCCCCGCCUCGGGGCUUGCGCCAGGGAGCCCCCUCUCUGCCGGGUCCGCUCCGGGCCUGAACCCUCCGGCAGUGCCCGUGCCUCCCCUGCCACUUCCCGGAGACGCGCCUGGCCCAGCGAGAUGAAGCACCCAGGCUUGUGGAAGAUACUCACAGUGGCAGCAUGCACAGCCCUUCUGGGCGGCCUGCAAGCCCAGGAACUCCAGGGACAUGUCUCCAUCAUCCUGCUGGGAGCAACUGGGGACCUGGCCAGAAAAUACUUAUGGCAGGGGCUGUUCCAGCUCUACCUGGAGGAGGCAGGGAAGGGCCACACAUUCAGCUUCCAUGGGGCUGCCCUAACGCCCCCCAAGCAAGGCCAGCAGCUCAUAGACAAGGCCCUGCAGACCCUCUCCUGUCCCGAGGACACAGCCCCUGGUCACUGUGCCAAGCUCAAAGACCAGUUUCUGCGGCUAACACAGUACCGCCAGCUGAAGACGGCUGAAGACUAUCAGGCACUGAGCAGGGACAUCGAGGCACAUGUCCAGCAGGAAGGCCUCUGGGAGGCUGGCAGGAUUUUCUACUUCUCCGUGCCACCUUUCGCGUAUGCAGACAUUGCCCGCAACAUCAACAGCAGCUGCCGCCCUGGCCCAGGUACCUGGCUGCGGGUUGUCCUUGAGAAACCCUUUGGCCAUGACCACAGCUCGGCCCAGCAGCUGGCCACAGAACUGGGGAGCUAUUUCCAAGAGGAAGAGAUGUAUCGGGUAGACCACUACCUUGGCAAGCAGGCUGUGGCCCAGAUCCUGCCAUUCCGAGAGCAAAACCGCAAGGCCUUGGACCACCUCUGGAGUCGGCACCAUGUGGAGCGGGUAGAGAUCAUUAUGAAGGAGACCGUAGAUGUGGAAGGCCGCACCAGUUUCUACGAGGAGUAUGGCGUCAUCCGUGACGUCCUGCAGAACCACUUGACCGAGAUCCUCACCCUGGUGGCCAUGGAGCUGCCCCUCAACAUCAGUGACACGGGGGCCGUGCUGCAGCACAAGCUGCAGACCUUCCAGGCUCUGCGGGGCCUGCAGAGAGGCAGCGCUGUGGUGGGCCAGUACCAGGCUUACAGCGAGCAGGUGCGCAGGGAGCUGCAGAAGCCAGCCAACUUCCAGAGUCUGACUCCAACCUUUGCAGGUGUCCUCGUUCAUAUUGACAACCUUCGUUGGGAAGGUGUUCCUUUCAUCCUGAUGUCCGGCAAAGCUUUGGAUGAGAGAGUUAGCUAUGUGCGGGUCCUGUUCAAGAACCAGGCGUACUGUGUCCAGAGUGGGAAGCACUGGGCCACGGGCCAGAGCCAGUGCCUGCCCCGGCAGGUCAUCUUCUACAUUGGGCAUGGUGACUUGGGCAGCCCUGCUGUGCUGGUCAGCCGGAAUCUGCCCAGGCUGGCACUGCCUGCUGACGGCUGGAAGGAGGUGGAAGCCCGGCCUGGACUCCGCCUCUUCGGCCAUCCUCUGUCCGAUUUCUACACUUACAGCCCUGUGAGGGAGCGGGACGCCUACUCCACCCUCAUCUCACACAUCUUCCACGGCCGCAAGGACUCCUUCAUCACCACGGAGAACCUGCUGGCCUCCUGGUACUUCUGGACGCCUCUGCUGGACAGUCUGGCCCUUGAGGUCCCACGCCCCUAUCCGGGAGGGGCCGAGAGUGGACAAUUGUUGGACUUUGGGUUCAGUGGCGGUCAGCUCUCCUUUUCCCAGCAGCAGCUGGAGCAGCUGGUGUCUAGGCCUGGCACAGCCCCGAUGCCCAGUGACUUCCGGGUCCUCAGGGCCACAUACCGCGAGAACCCACUGGUCCUGUCUUGGUCUGCAGAGCUGAUCGCUAAGCUGGCCAGCGACAUUGAAGUCUUGGCCCUGCGAGCAGUGCAGCGCUUUGGCAAGUUCCACCUUGCGCUCUCCGGUGGCUCAAGCCCCGUGGCGCUGUUCCAGCAGCUGGCCCUGCAGCACUUUGGCUUCCCCUGGGCCCACACGCAUCUGUGGCUGGUGGACGAGCGCUGUGUCCCACCCACAGACUCAGAGUCCAACUUCCAGAGCCUGCAGGACCACCUGCUACAGCACAUCCGCGUCCCCUACUUCAACCUCCACCCCAUGCCUGUGUCCCUGCACCAGCGGCUCUGCGCCGUGGAAGACCAGGGCACUCAGCUCUACGCCCAGGAGAUCACUGCCCAGGUGGCCAACAGAAGCUUUGAUCUGGUGCUGCUGGGCAUGGGCAAUGAUGGGCACACGGCCUCACUCUUCCCCCAGUCGCCCACUGGCCUGGAUGGUGAGCAGAUGGUUGUGUUGACCACGAGCCCCACUGGACCACACCAGCGCAUGAGCCUCAGUCUGCCCCUCAUCAACCGGGCCAAGAAGGUUGCUGUCCUGGUCAUCGGCAGGAUGAAGCACGAAAUCGCCAUGCUGGUGAGCCGUGUGGGUCAUGAGCCCAAGAAGUGGCCCAUCUCCGGUGUCCUGCCAACUUCAGGCCAGAUGGUGUGGUACAUGGACUAUGAGGCGUUUCUGGGGUGA